CUUCUGAACACUUCUGUGGUACAAAGACGACACUGAAAAUGUCUCCAAACACUGUUUGCGAAGUUCCUCCGUCUUUUUCUCCAAGGCUUACUGUUGCCAAGAGAAAAGAGGCUCUCGAACUCAGAAAGACAAUGAAACCACUGAUGGAAAAGAGAAGGCGCGCCCGAAUCAACGACAGUUUGAACCAACUGAAAAGUCUCAUCCUUCCACUCACAGGCAGAGAUAAAAGUCGCUAUUCCAAGCUGGAGAAAGCCGACAUCCUUGAAAUGACUGUGAGGUUCCUCAGUGAUAUUCCUCCUGUUAAGAGCAAAAUCCCGGCAAACAGUUACAGAGAAGGUUACCAAACCUGCCUCCAACGCGUCUCCGCUCUGCUUCCCAAAACUAACUUGGAUCAAGAAGCGUGCCAGCGGGUCAACGACUUUGUCAGGAAGUCUGUAUCUGUGACCGUCACCCCAACUUGCCUGAACUGCUGCGCCCAGAGCUCCACGAACUUCCCCCAGAUCCAUCAAAAACUCCUGAGCCUCAAAUCCAGCUUUAGCGCCAGACUGGACAGCGGCGCAACGUCUUCCAGCCGAGCGCAGCCAGGAGCACAGCCUGUUUACGCAGCUGUGUGGAGACCGUGGUAGAUUACUGCAAUUUGAGAAGCUGACUCUCUGAGAAGCAGUGAAAUUACUGUAAUAUAUUUAGGACAGUAUCAUUUGUAAAUACAUGCAAUGAGUAACUGCGUUGUUUCCACUGAUGAAAAUCCAAAGGUCAUCGUUAAAUCGUAUUGUUUGAGUAUUAUAUACUUUUUACGGCGCGAGUCUGUUGUCCGGUAGAAGUUGACAAUUUUAGACAGUCGUGUUUUUUUUUAAAUCCGCAUGUAUGUAUACGUUAACUAUUUAGUCCUUUUGCUGGACUAAGUGAUUAAGGGCCAUUAAAACUGCCCUGUAAGACCCAAAGGGUCACUGUAUGUAUGGAUUUGCACAAAAAACUUUAGUGUCUUGAGUCUGUGCAGAUGAACUGUGUAGACAUAAAAUGUCUGA
Messenger RNA from Melanotaenia boesemani (Boeseman's rainbowfish), 1025 nucleotides. RefSeq names its product hes family bHLH transcription factor 2, tandem duplicate 2 (gene hes2.2). Gene Ontology annotation, biological process: regulation of neurogenesis; anterior/posterior pattern specification; regulation of transcription by RNA polymerase II. Gene Ontology annotation, molecular function: protein dimerization activity; DNA-binding transcription factor activity, RNA polymerase II-specific; RNA polymerase II cis-regulatory region sequence-specific DNA binding. Lineage: Eukaryota; Metazoa; Chordata; Actinopteri; Atheriniformes; Melanotaeniidae. The coding region runs from base 39 to 626 and encodes 195 amino acids. The transcript has 4 exons. Gene Ontology annotation, cellular component: nucleus. The record is from RefSeq and is a predicted model, not a curated record.